CUGUGUGUGACUUUCUUUGAGCUCAGCCCCUCCAGGAGACUCAGGUUUAUCUGGAUGAAAAGUGAAUUCAUUCAGGAUCUGCAAGAGGGCAGGAAAGGUCUGCUGCCAGCACGAGGUGGGGAGAGAAAGAGAGAGAGAGUGAGUGAGAGAAGGAGAGGCGCUGGGAGACGGGGGGAGAAAAGAGAGAAGAACCCGACUUUAACGUAACAACGGAGCCGGGAGCAGAACUUGAGUCAUGGCUGCUUUAUCGGCUCUUGGGCUGCUCCUUAUCUGCCACCUUUUAGCAUCCUCUUUCGCGCAGAGACCUGGCCCUAAAGGAGAACCCGGCCCGCCUGGACCCCCGGGCCCUCCUGGGAAGGACGGCCGAGAUGGAGAGAAUGGUCCUGCUGGUUUGCCUGGCCCACUGGGUCCUAAAGGAAAAGCAGGUCAACCUGGAAAUGCAGGAAGUGCUGGCCUCCCUGGUCUCCCUGGAAUAGAUGGAUUACCAGGUUCUGAUGGCCCACAGGGUAAAGUUGGACCUCCUGGCCCAAGGGGAGAUGAAGGCCCAUCAGGACCAGGAGGCGCACCUGGACGAGGAAGAACAGGCCCACCGGGUCCAUCAGGGGCAAGCGGAUUGCCAGGAGGACAAGGUCCACAGGGACCCACAGGUCCUGAAGGACUAGCAGGACCUUCCGGCCCACCUGGCCCUCCUGGACCACCAGGUUUGCCUGGUGUUUUCCCUGAUGGCAGUGGUGAUGUUGUGUGCCCUGCUAUUUGUCCACCUGGCCCAUCAGGUCCUCCGGGAAUGCCAGGAUUCAAGGGUCACACGGGCCACAAAGGAGAUAAGGGAGAGCAAGGAAAAAUUGGUGAGAAGGGUGAUCCAGGCCCUCCAGGCCCAGCUGGCCUACCUGGAACUGUUGGACUGCAGGGGUCCAGAGGUCUAAGGGGGCUGAUGGGUCCUAUGGGUCCAGUUGGUGACCGGGGUCUGCCUGGUUUCAGAGGUCCACCUGGAAUUGCUGGAGUCAUUGGCAAAACGGGUGAUGCAGGAGAGAAGGGACCGCAGGGCUUUAAAGGACCCAAGGGAGAAAUAGGGAGGCCCGGACCAAAAGGAAUGCCAGGCAGACCGGGAACAAAAGGCGAUCCGGGCAUACCAGGACGAGAUGGAAAAGAUGGCACACCAGGAACCGAUGGAGAAAAGGGUGACAGCGGACGACCAGGAGUCCCAGGAGAAAAAGGCCCGAAUGGUCUCCCAGGACUGCAGGGAAAGGCUGGAACCAAAGGUUCUAAAGGUCAGAUUGGAGAUCAAGGAGAAAUGGGAGAGGCUGGCCCAUCUGGAGAACCAGGUAUUCCAGGAGACCAAGGAAUUCCUGGAGAGAGGGGUGAAGCAGGACCCAGAGGGCUCGCAGGUGCAAUUGGUCCUCAAGGAGGAAUCGGGCCAACUGGUGUGACUGGUUUCCAGGGACCUAAAGGAGGUCUUGGUGACCCUGGUCUGCCUGGGCCCACUGGAAUCCGUGGGGAUUUUGGUGAUAGGGGUCCAGUUGGUGCUUCUGGUCCUAAAGGGAACUUGGGCAUUGCUGGCAGCGAUGGACUCCCAGGUGAUAAAGGUGAACCGGGACCUUUUGGUCCAGUUGGACAAAAGGGAGAGGCAGGAAAAUUUGGGGAAAUGGGUCCAAAAGGUAUCACUGGCCCACAGGGUGAGAUCGGGGCAAGGGGUCCUCCUGGCAAGCAAGGUCUGAUGGGUUUCCAAGGAGAGCAGGGUCUUCCAGGCAUUGCAGGAAAAACAGGAGUUCCGGGAAAAUUGGUGAGCGAACAGCACAUAAGGGAACUCUGUGGUGGAAUGAUCAACGAUCAGAUUGCUCAGCUGGCUGCCAAUUUGAGACGGCCGUUGGCUCCAGGCAUGGUUGGCCGCCCUGGCCCUGCUGGACCACCAGGAGAGCCUGGGGUUUCUGGAUCAAUAGGGCACCCUGGAGCUCGAGGUCCACCAGGAUACAGAGGGCCUCCUGGAGAGCUGGGAGACCCAGGUCCUAGAGGUGAUUUAGGUGACCAAGGAGAUAAAGGAGAAACUGGAAAGGGAGUUGAAGGACCCAUGGGAGAUCAAGGACUACAAGGUCUACCUGGAGUUAAUGGGGUCAGCAAAGAUGGCCGUGAUGGUGCCAUCGGGGACCCAGGCCUUCCUGGCGAGCCUGGAAGGGUUGGCAGAACUGGGGCUCAGGGUACGCCCGGGAUCUGCGAUACAUCAGCUUGCCAGGGACCAGUGGCAGCUGGAAAAUCCACAAACCCCAAAAACAAUUAAAACCCGGAAAAUAAAAACAAAAAAAACAAAAAAAAAAACGAAAAAGAAAGCUGACUGAUUUUAUUUUAAAGACAGUGGGAGGAAAGGCAGACAAAGGCUUUUUCAGAGAGCAAGUGGACCAAACAGGAAAGUAAGAAGAAAGGAGCAGAGUGUGUGAACGAGAGUUUAGUUCUCUAGCUUAUUCUGAGCAGCACCCAUGAAUGGCGACACUGAAAGAGCGCUUUGGAGACCUUUCUUGAACUUUUUAAAGUAUGAAUGUUUCUUUUGUUGUAUGUGUUUGUUUUUAACCUGUAAGAGAACCCCGUCCCACUGACCAAGCAGAUGCCUUCUCACCUUCUCUAUGGCAUCAGACCAGUUUGCACCAUUUCUCUGGGGCUCCUUCAACUCUCCCAACCUAUAGAUGUGAGACCCACUUGUCAAAUUAUUUUCUCUCAGAACAAGUCAUUUAAAAGUGUUGUAACAAUGUGAAGGGGCUUUUUGUGUAUGUGUGUAUAUAUAUAUAUAAACUGAGGUGAACCAUUUUGUAUAUAUCCUUAAGGCUGACAGACAACAGCCUCUGUCUCCAAGCUUGGAAGAAUCGAUUUGCUGUCUUUUGUUUUCUUCACGUUUUCAUUUGUGUUCUUUUUCUCUUUCUAAUUCUUUCUUCAAUAGUGCAACCCAGGUAUGUAACAAAAUAAAAGUUUCAAAUUGACCUCAAGGACACAGCGGUACACAUGACAGUCUUUUAUUGCUCUCAAGUUUUCUCUAAACUUUCUUCUUGUGUGUUACUCAGCAAAGCCAUCAUCACUCCACUAAGUAAUUUGCUGUAACCAUUAAAAAAAACAAUCAUGAUUUUAAAUAUUUAUUUGUGGGUAACGUGUAUGUAAAGUUAAGCUCGAACACCAAAUGUUGUAAGAAAUAAAGAAUAAAGCCACUUUUCAGUAAA
This is a messenger RNA of Polypterus senegalus (gray bichir), 3197 nucleotides long. It is a transcript of the gene col9a3, whose product is annotated as collagen, type IX, alpha 3. NCBI's taxonomy places the organism in Eukaryota, Metazoa, Chordata, Cladistia, Polypteriformes, Polypteridae. Bases 236 to 2272 code for a protein of 678 amino acids. The record is from RefSeq and is a predicted model, not a curated record. The transcript is spliced from 32 exons.